AUGCCUACCACUACACACGUCUUUGACGCCGUCCUCUUCGAUAUGGACGGCACGCUCAUUGAUUCCACCGCGGGUGUCAUCGGUGCCUGGAAGAUUUUCGAGAAGGACUAUCCUGGCAUCGAUGUCCACGAUAUACUCAGCAGUUCGCACGGUGUCCGUACCGUGGAAAGCCUCCGCAAGUACUGCGGCCUGACUGAUCCCGACGAAAUCGAGCGCGAAGCGGAACGGUUCGAGCACUUGAUCGUCACGACGUCUUCGGAGGGCGGGCGUCAGGGCAUCGUACUUCUCCCUGGGGUCAAAGAGAUCAUCGGCAAUCUUGGGCCGCAUGUGGGCCGCCGAUGGACCGUCUGCACGUCCGCCACUCGCUCGUAUGCUACUGCGGCAUUGGAGAUUGUAGGCAUAGACAGGUCAGAGAGCUUCGUCUACGCGGAGGACGUUACGAAGGGGAAGCCUCAACCUGACCCCUACUUGCUGGGCGCGUCGAGGCUGGGAGUGGACCCUACAAAGUGUCUUGUUGUCGAAGAUGCGCCUGUAGGUGUUCGUAGCGGCCAUGCGGCUGGCUGCAAGACCCUCGGUGUUGUCACGUCCCACUCGCGGGAGGUGAUGGAAGCCGUGAAUCCCACAUUCCUGGUGGACAAACUUGACAGCGUGACUAUGACCGUUACCGACGCUGGGGUGGAGGUGACCAUCACCACUCCCUGA
Molecule: messenger RNA, 702 nt
Organism: Peniophora sp. CBMAI 1063
Lineage: Eukaryota; Fungi; Basidiomycota; Agaricomycetes; Russulales; Peniophoraceae
Source: the annotation of a GenBank genome assembly